This is a messenger RNA of Penicillium cataractarum, 888 nucleotides long. RefSeq lists its product as uncharacterized. The transcript has 2 exons. Bases 1 to 888 code for a protein of 295 amino acids. The record is from RefSeq and is a predicted model, not a curated record. Lineage: Eukaryota; Fungi; Ascomycota; Eurotiomycetes; Eurotiales; Aspergillaceae.
AUGAGCACCCUCUCAGUCAACUACGAAAGUGACACGGCCAGCGAUGAGCGACCAGUUUCACAACCCUCGCGAACCAAAAUCCAAGCAAAUUUUCAAAUCGCCCGCCCACCACCAAAAUCAUCACUCCGGCUCUCCGCAAAGUUAUUACUGCAAAUCCAACAACUCUCGCACAACCACCGUCCAGUCCCCGUUCUAGAAAUAUGGCAACCGCCAUUGCGCAAAUCAAAAUUGACUCGCGAGUUUCCUCAACGACCAAAGCUACGGGCGGGCGAUAUCUACGCGACUCUCGAUGAACCAUACAUUCCCAGCGCACCCUCGGUACGGAAGGACUCUACGAGAUCUGACUCGCAAGAGAGCACGAACAGCAAUCUUCAAAAUAAGGAUAUAGUGUCAGCCAUCUGUCAAUCAUCGAGUGGCGAAGCCAAGACCUCAAUUAUACACUUUCGCGACGCUCAGUGCAGCUGGCAGGCCAGCGUGGGCACUGCAGGCCCUGAGAAAACACUAUGCUACCGAUUUACUAUCAACGAUGAAAACAGAGACAAGAGCGACCCGGGCCGAAUGAUUAUGCAAUGGGAAAAGCGCGGCCUUGCUGGCAAGGACGAGAAUUCUUCGCACUCAUUCAAUUCAGACCAAUUUGUUCUAGUUUUGAUUGAUCGCCAGGCACGGCGGAAGAGUCGCAUAGCAACCAUGACCCCUGGCGGGCUGGAAAUCAUGGUCCGGAAAACCUCUAUCAUGGAGCACCUGCAGAUGUGUUUGGACUUGACAAAUCCUAUAUCGACAGCAACGAGUGGCGAUCUGGACGCCCACGAGAACUUAGAAAUGUGGCUAUAUACGCACGUUCUUACCUUAGGUAUAUGGGUGGCCCAGCAAGAAGGUUGGCUUGGUUGA